Molecule: messenger RNA, 1233 nt
Organism: Camellia sinensis
Lineage: Eukaryota; Viridiplantae; Streptophyta; Magnoliopsida; Ericales; Theaceae
Source: RefSeq, a predicted model, not a curated record
AGAAAGGCGGGCCAUUGCAUUAGUAGUUAAUGCCUUGGAAAUUGAUGAGCAAGACGUCAGACAUGAGAUAUGUACUGCCGGAGGCAAUUCAAUGAGGCUUGAGUGGUUGAGGACACACUUUCAUAAUGUCAUAGACAAUGAUUCAAUGGAAAGAAUUACAUGUGCAGGUAGAGCAUACUUGCUAUUUUUGUUGGGUUGUACACUUUUCAGUGACAAGACUUGUACUAGGGUCCCCGUGUUUGUUAUCCGAUUUGACGACUGUAUCUUCAUAUGCUUGGGGUGCUGCUGUAUUGACAUACUUAUAUAGACAGAUGGGGUACGCUAGCAGGUCUGGUAUGAAACAAAUAGCCAGUUACAUGACACUUCUUGAGGGAUGGGUUUAUGAGAACUUUCGUGGAUUCUGACCACACUUGAAUAUUAAUUACACUCGAGACAUGCCACAUGUUUACCGUUGGACUUCCCAGAGAGAGUCUGGUGAAGAGACACAGUUGCAGGCUUUUCGAGAGGAGCUUGAUAGGUUGGGUGUACAUGAUGUUAUUUGGGACCCGUACCAGAGUUGCAGAGAUGUCCAGCCAUGUCAACCAGUUACGUUCUACCACAGUUGCCUAAAGUGUUUGGAAGUAGUUGAACCAUAUCACCCUAAUAGAGUGCUGAGACAGUUUGGCAGGGUGCAGACAAUCCCUAAUCCACCACUUGGCCCUAUGCGUGCUUCUCAAGAAGCCAUAGCUCCAUGCUACGAUGUUAUAUAUGCAUACUUGCACAUCAUUUGGGAGGCAUAGGACAACCAUGUGUUAUCUGAUCGGAGGAGGAGUACACCGGUAUGGCAACCUUGGGAUUGUGUUCCUGGUUACAUGGAUUGGUAUCAAACCAUUACCCAUAUGUAUGUAGAAAACCCAGCCCGUCGUUCUCAAGUGGACCUGACUAUCCAUCAUUAUCAGUAUCCUAGCCAAGACGCACAAGUAUCCUUUUUUUCAUUUACAUUGCAAAUUAUUUAUGUAAACUGUUACAAGUUUGUACAUAAUUUUAUAUUUGUUCUCGUAAUGCAACGUAUGUCACAGAUAUAUCAGAUUACUCAUUCUUUCGUUGAGGCUGGCUAUGAGGACAGUGUUCAACAUCCUAAUAGGCUUUACAAUGCAAUUGAUGCAAUCAAACAACUUCUUCAAGAUCAGCACAUUAGUGAAGCUGCACCCAGCACAUCCACUCAGGGUCAGUCUGCACCUAGCUCUCCCACUG